GCCCAAACUGGCAUGUUUUCUCAUGUGGUGGUUUGUUCCCGAGUCGCCGAGGUGGCAGAUCCAGAAAGGGCAGUACGCCAAAGCUCGCCAGACGCUGGCGCACGCCGCCAGGGUUAACGGCAACAAGGUGCCCGAGUCUGUGCUGGACGAGGUUAUGCCCCUUGAGCACCGCCACGACAAGCUCCUGGUGAACGGUGUCAAGGGCAACAACUCCUGCACGAAGACGUCAAGAGACGAGAAAGUCCAAUCUCGGUUUCUGGACGUUUUUAAAAGUCCAGCUUUGCUUUUAAGGGUCGUUAUCAUCUUUUUCAACUGGUUUGUCAGCGGACUGGCCUACUUUGGACUGAACUACAACAUCGGCAACUUGGGGACAGGCAGCAUCUUUCUCAACUUUUUUCUGUCCGGCCUGGUCGAGUUUCCUGGUCAUCUCUUUACUGUGCUGGCAGCUGACAGGAUAGGCCGCAAGAUGUGCCACUUUCUCCUGAUGUUUGUCUGUGGAGUUGCCUGCCUGUGUUCUGUCCUCUCCAUUGUGUUCGCCCCUGCAGACCUUCAGUGGAUCACGGUUAUGUUCGCCAUGAUAGGCAAGCUUGGUGCCGCUGGAGUUAUGGGGACUGUGUACAUGUACUCUAUUGAAGUCUUCCCCACCUCGCUCAGGAACUCCGCCAUUGGAGUCUGUUCCUGUUGGGCUAGGGUCGGCUCCAUGCUGGCUCCUUACAUGGCGGCUCAGGGGGCCAGAACUGUGGGAGUUUUGGGGAGUAGCGUCCCCUUGUUGGUCUGUGGUUGUCUGGCUCUCGCUGCCUCGUUCAUGUUCUUUGUUUUACCUGAGACCAUGAACCAGAAACUGCCGGAAACUAUCGGUGAUAUGAUGGAACUGACCAGGAAACCAAAAUGUGCUCAUAAGGAUAAACCAAUGAAAGUUGAAAUCGAUGUGGCAUCACCAGCACUGCUGGAUAAUGUAUCGUGAUGUUGCCUGAAGAUGCUGAAGUCGACGUUUUCUGAAGAUGUUGAAGUCGAUGCUGUCUAUAGAUGUUAAGGAUGAUGUUUCCUAAAGAUGUUGAAGCUAAUGUAUCGUGAUGUUGUCAGAAGAUGUUGACUAAGAGGAGCCUACCAUGUUUUCAUUAUUUCUGCUACUUGCAGAUAUUUUUGGUUGACAAAAAAAUGUAACUGAUGAACAUAAUUGAUCUAUUUUAUGUACAUUGUAUAGAUACUAUUUUUAUUGCACAUUUUUAAAUUCUCAUGUUUACAUUGCGUUUUUAAUUUUUUUAUAUCAAGGUAAUAUAAUACCUUUGAAUUGUUUGAUGGCUAUUUUUAUGCAUUGAACAGAUUCUGUUUUAUGUUUUGGUUAU
Molecule: messenger RNA, 1346 nt
Organism: Physella acuta
Lineage: Eukaryota; Metazoa; Mollusca; Gastropoda; Physidae
Product: organic cation transporter protein-like
Biological process (GO): transmembrane transport
Cellular component (GO): membrane
Molecular function (GO): transmembrane transporter activity
Source: RefSeq, a predicted model, not a curated record